Molecule: messenger RNA, 2650 nt
Organism: Bufo gargarizans (Asiatic toad)
Lineage: Eukaryota; Metazoa; Chordata; Amphibia; Anura; Bufonidae
Product: L-selectin-like
Exons: 11
Coding region: 1-1458 (485 amino acids)
Biological process (GO): leukocyte tethering or rolling; response to cytokine; heterophilic cell-cell adhesion
Cellular component (GO): external side of plasma membrane; membrane
Molecular function (GO): sialic acid binding; oligosaccharide binding
Source: RefSeq, a predicted model, not a curated record
AUGGAUGUCCUGGUUAGCUGUGCGAUUCCUGGUGUGUGCUGUGUCCUUAGUGUUUGUGUGGACAGGGUACUGGUGCAUGGAUUCAAGUCAGCAAGGCUGUGGCAGGAUCGUUUGACUUUUCGAGCUGUUGGAAGUAAAGUUGUUGGAAAAUGGACAUCUUUACAGCUCCUGUGUUUGGUUACAGUUGGUUUCGGAUUUUUAAAAAUUGUAGAAGUAUCUGCAUGGACUUAUCAUUAUAGCACCAAGGUGCAAACAUGGAAUGAAUCCCGUAAUUGGUGUAGAAGAAAUUUUACUGACAUGGUUGCAAUUCAGAACAAAGAGGAAAUCUCUUUUUUAAUCCAAAACCUGCCUGAAGAUGAUAUCCACUAUUGGAUAGGGUUGCGAAAAAUCAAUCAAAUUUGGAUUUGGAUUGGAACCAACAAAUCGCUCACCAAACAUGAAGAAAAUUGGGCACAAGGAGAACCAAACAAUAAAAAGAAAAACCAAGAUUGUGUAGAGAUUUACAUACGAAGAUCAAAAGAGAGUGGGAAAUGGAAUGAUGAACAAUGUGAUAAAAAAAAGAGGGUACUUUGUUAUCUAGUCAGCUGCAAUGAUUCUUCAUGCAACAAACAUGGGGAUUGUGUGGAAACUGUCAAAAAUUAUACCUGUAAAUGUUGGCCAGGAUUCUAUGGAGCAAACUGUGAAAACGCUGUAUCUUGCAGGUCUCCACACAGUCCACCUCAUGGAGAAAUUAUCUGCACCGUCAUAUUUGGAACAUUCCAGUAUAAUUCUGUUUGCAACUUCAGUUGUGAAGAAGGAUUUCAACUGACAGGAGCAAGGUCAUUAUCCUGCCAGAACUCUGGAGAAUGGUCUGAAUCUAUCCCCAGAUGUAAAGCUGUAUCGUGCUCACCUCUAGAAGAUUUGUCACAUGGCCACAUCAACUGUUCUGAUGAAUAUGGAGAAUACAGGUUUAAAUCCAUUUGUGAAUUUACUUGUGAAGUGGGAUUUCAAUUAAAAGGAUCAAACUCUCUAUUUUGCCAAAGUUCAGGAGAAUGGUCAGAACCUACACCUCAAUGUAUCGCUGUUUCUUGUAUGAGCCUGCAAAGUCCAGAACAUGGUAAAGUGAAUUGCUCUUAUGCAUUCGGAGAAUACAGAUAUAAAUCCAUUUGCAACAUCACUUGUGAGGAGGGAUUUGAUUUACAAGGAUCAACAUCACUUUUGUGCCAGAACACAGGAGAAUGGUCUGAAUCUACACCCAUAUGCUUAGCUCAUAAUGUUUCUCUGGAAAAGCAAAGACAGUCUUACACAGAAGCUUAUGUUCUGACAAGUUGUGGGCUAAUACUUUCUGGAUUAAUGGCAUAUGGAAUCAAUUAUUAUCGUAAGAAAAAAAAUCCAGGACUCCUGAAAAAAGACAAAGACAAUACUAAUACAUUUGAAAAUCCUGCAUUUGAAGAUCACGAGACCUCAUUUGACCAGUGAUUGCUGGAGCUGUUCUUUUCUAAAACACUCUACAAUGAUGGAUGCAAGAACAAUCUUACAUUCACAAUAUUGAAAUAGCAUUUACUCCUAUGCAAUAUAUGUACUGAAGUUUAGGUUACAGUUUUGAUGAUUUUUUAUUUCUUUGAAUACUUCUUGUAAAUUAUAACAGAUACAAUGGGCCAGAUAUACUACUCGCGUUUUGGCUUUCCGUUUGUGAGAUCCGUUCAGGGCUCUCACAGGUGGUCCAAAACGGAUCAGUUUGCAUUCUAAUGCAUUCUGAAUGGAAAAGGAUCCACUCAGAAUGCAUCAGAAUGCAUCAGUUCAGCGUUUUGGAGUCCGUCUGAUGAAACUGAGCCAAACUGACACAAUUUGGCACAAUAGAAAACUGAUCCAUCCUCCAUUGACUUUUCUUGGCUAUAUUAAAUAUAAUACAAGCCGAUCCGUUCUGAACGGAUGCAGACGGUUGUAUUAUCUGAACGGAUACGUCUAUGACGGGUCCGCACAUAACACGAGUGUGAAAGUAGCACAAGACUAGCAUUCCAAAUGCACCAAAUUCAUUAAGAGGCUCAGGUCUCUUUAUAAAUUUAGCACAUCAGAUGGCCGUCCCUGCUCCACAAACUGCAAUCUGCACUUGCUAUGUAAAUUACAGUAAAUCUGAAGAGCCACACCCUCUUCCUCAACACAUUUGAAGUGGGAAGGGUAACUGCACACAUUGCGGAUUACGUUAGUUUUUUCCACUCAUUUUUUUGUGUGCAAAAACCUUAGCAUAAGGCCUCCUACACACUAACGUGUGCGCCACGUUGCUGUAUUGCGGACCGCAUUUAAUGGGUCCGCAAAUCCGGAGAUGCGGAAUGGUGCGGGACAGACGCACAGAAUGGAACCCUACGGGAGCACUACGGAGUUUCGUCCCGUAUUUCCGUUGCGCAAAAAAAUAGAACAUGUCCUAUCUUUUUGCAGAACGGCCGGAUCGCGGACCCAUUAAAGUGAAUGGGUCCGCGAUCCACUACGGCUGCCCCAUGGACGGUGUUCGUGCAAAUUUCAGGCCACAGCAUGACCAAGGGGCGCACACGUCUGUGUGCAGGAGGCCUAAGGCUACAUGCACACGAACGUGGUUUGGUUCCGCAUCCAAGCAGCAUUUUUUGCGGCUCGGGUGCAAACCCAUUCACGUCAAUGGGGCCGCAAAAGUUGCGCA